GGCGGGGCCGCGCUCAGGGUGGUGCCCUGGUGUCGGAGGCGGGGCCGCGCUCAGGGUGGUGCUCUGGUGUCGGAGGCGGGGCCGCGCUCAGGGUGGUGCUCUGGUGUCGGAGGCGGGGCCGCGCGCUCAGGGUGGUGCUCUGGUGUCGGAGGCGGGGCCGCGCGCUGUUGCCGAGCAGACUGUCGUUGUGUGGGUUGAUCUGUCGGUUUUUGUGGCCUGUCUUGAUCUGUGAGUUUCUGCCUGCCCCGGUCUCUGGUGAAGAUGCCGCCUGUGGAUAAACUGCUGCUGGAGGAGGCGCUGCAGGACAGCCCACAGACACGAUCGUUGCUAAGUGUGUUUGAAGAAGAUGCAGGCACACUAACAGAAUAUACAAACCAGUUGUUGCAGGCCAUGCAGCGGGUGUAUGGUGCUCAGAAUGAAAUGAGUAUAGCAACACUACAGUUGUCCAAACAGCUUCUUGCAUAUGAGAAACAGAAUUUCGCUUUGAGCAAAGGGGACGAUGAAGUGAUUUCUACUCUCCAACGGUUUGCCAGGGUUGUAAAUGAGCUAAAUUCUCUUCAUACAGAACUAGCUAAACAGGUCGCUGACACAAUGAUCUUCCCAAUGAUACAAUUCAGGGAAAGGGAUCUCACAGAAGUAAGCACUUUAAAAGAUUUGUUUCUUCUUGCUAGUAAUGAACAUGAUGCGGCAAUGGCAAAAUACAGCAAACUGCCCAAGAGAAGAGAAAAUGAAAAGUUGAAGGCGGAAGUAGUAGCAGAAGUAGCAACUGCUAGAAGAAGGCAGCAUCAGUCUUCCUUGCAAUACUUUUGUGCCUUAAACGCUCUACAGUAUAGGAAGAGGGUGGCAAUGUUGGAUCCAUUGCUUGGUUUCACACAGGGUCAGAUCAACUUUUUCAAGAUGGGAGUGGAAAUGUUUUCAAAGAAGCUCGAAGAAUUUUUGUCUUCUGUUGCAACCAUGGUUCAAAGUAUCCAAGGGCAACUGGAUGCAGAGGCUGAAAGCAUGAGAUUGGUCCAACAGGAGCUGCUGCUGGCCAAUGAGUCCAUCUAUAUUCCUGACAGCAACACUACUACAUCAAAACCAGCUAACAGAAACCUCCUUCAAAAGGCUGGCUACCUGAAUAUUCGAAAUAAAACAGGCCUGGUGUCUACAUCCUGGGAACGGUUAUAUUUUUUUACACAAGGAGGUAACCUGAUGUGCCAGCCACGAGGAGCAGUAGCUGGUGGACUGAUCAUGGACCUGGAUAAUUGCUCGGUUAUGGCAGUAGAUUGUGAGGACAGAAGAUACUGUUUCCAGAUUACUUCACCUUCAGGAAAAAUGAGCAUUAUCCUUCAAGCAGAAGGCAAGCAGGAAUAUGAAGAGUGGAUUUGCACCAUUAAUAAUAUUUCCAGGCAGAUCUACCUGACUGACAACCCUGAGGCUACUGCAAUCAGACUGAACCAGACAGCAGUGGAAGCAGUAACACCUAUGUCCACAUUUCAGAAAAAACAUGAAAGUCUACGUCCUGAGACAGCCGAACGUGAGUCGACAGAAGCUGUGAGCAGGGACCAAUGUUUGAUAGAUGCCCCAGAAUCUACAGAUCCACUAGUAAUCCCUGGAACCCCGAUUCAGUUUGACCUCUGUUCAACAAGUGAGGACUUUGAUUACAACAAAUCUGUCAGCAGACGGAUAAACCCUUUUGGAGAAUCAGAUCAUGACAAAGCUGCAACUUCGAAGGAUUUGCUUCUGCACCAAGAGUUUACAGUGAGGUUUUUAGGCUCCAUAGAAGCAAGAACUGACCAGAAUAAUGAGUUAAUCUAUGAGACAAUGAGGCAGGUGUUGGCUGCUCGAGCAAUCCAUAAUGUCUUCCGUAUGACAGAAUUUCAGAUGAUAGUCAGCUCCAGGGAACUGAGAUUCAUCGAUCCACAAACUCAGGUUAAAAAAGCAAGUUUUGCCCUCAGCGAUGUGACACUGUACACUACUCAUCAAGAUAACAAGAGGUUAAUUGGGUUUGUGGCGCGAGCUUCUGAUUUGCAAGCAGAGCGCAAAACAUUGCUGAAUUGCUGUAUCUUUGAGACAAAUGAUGAUGGAGUAAAGAUAUGUGCUAUUAUUGAUCUUGCAAGAAAGAUUAAUCAGGCAGAAAAGGACCCAGAAACUUUAGCCUUAUUCAUGAAGUCAUUAAAACUCAGUGCUGAUGGAAAGUUCCUUUUACUUAGUCAGCAGAUGGACAAAGAAGAAGCUGAAGAGGGUUUUGAAUCAGAAGCAUAACAUCUGCUCAGAAUGUUGAAGCAGUCACAACACAGGCAUUAAUCUCCAACAAUUUCUUUGAUUUGCAGUUGUCUUUUCAUUAUGUAAAAAAUGUAUUUCUUCUUUGAAUUUUAGACCAGUAAAGCAAACGGGUGAAUUUGGUAUUGGAUGAAGGAUAUGCUUACUUUGGGAAUGAAGAAUCAGUGUUCGUUUUUGUCCUAGUAAUUCAGGGCUGGUUUACAGGAUAAGCAUAAAACUAUCAAUUACUCAAACUGACAUUUACUAAAUAGAUUGAAGUGCCUAUACUUUGAAAAGCUUAUUCACAAUAGAAUGCAUUGAGGUAUUCUCUUUUUCAAUAAAAGAUUAUAUGUGUUAUAAAAAUGAGGGUAAAGAUUACCACCUUUCAAGACAUCAGGAUGCCACAAUUGCUUUAUGUUCAGAAAUAGACGUAAAGGCGAGAGAGACAGACAUAUCAGGUUGGUGAUAAUUAUCUUCAUUAAGUAUUAUUGCACUACUACCCAAUGUGCACUUCACCUAACUGAAGAAGUAUUGGAGGGGUGAUAAUGUUAUACAGAUGUAUUGGCAUUGUAAAGCUGGAAUUAGUAUUAAUGUGUUCAGUCAACAUUCAAAUAUGUUACAACAUUGCCACAUGGAAAUACAGAAUCAGAAGACUUCACCUGUCUCACUUGCUUCCCCAUAAUUUAGCUAAAACAAUGAGAAAGCACAUUCCUUCCACAACCUGAUUGCCCUUAUUUAUCCCAGUCAUCAAUUGCCAUAUUGAUUUUCUUCCAUUAUAGUUUAUCAGGUGGACUCAAAAAUAUCACUCCCUCCCCAUCAAUCUACCCAUUUAUGAUUCUGACCUUGCCAAAAAUGAUUAAAAUAAUUAGAAGAAUCAUACAGCAUGGAACUAGUCCAAGUUAACCAUGUCCCCCAAACUAAACUCGUCCCACCUGCACGUGUUUGGCCAUAUCCCUCCAAACUUUUACUAUUAAUGUACUUAUCCAA
This is a messenger RNA of Chiloscyllium plagiosum (whitespotted bambooshark), 3228 nucleotides long. RefSeq names its product adaptor protein, phosphotyrosine interacting with PH domain and leucine zipper 2 (gene appl2). Gene Ontology annotation, cellular component: endosome membrane; cytoplasm. Gene Ontology annotation, biological process: signaling. Gene Ontology annotation, molecular function: protein binding. Lineage: Eukaryota; Metazoa; Chordata; Chondrichthyes; Orectolobiformes; Hemiscylliidae. The record is from RefSeq and is a predicted model, not a curated record.